Hippopotamus amphibius kiboko is the source of this 3400-nucleotide messenger RNA. It is a transcript of the gene SYNC, whose product is annotated as syncoilin, intermediate filament protein. The coding region runs from base 73 to 1518 and encodes 481 amino acids. Lineage: Eukaryota; Metazoa; Chordata; Mammalia; Artiodactyla; Hippopotamidae. The transcript is spliced from 5 exons. Gene Ontology annotation, biological process: intermediate filament-based process. Gene Ontology annotation, cellular component: Z disc; intermediate filament; sarcolemma. The record is from RefSeq and is a predicted model, not a curated record.
GGGCGGGCGGGCGCGGGCGGCCCGCGGGGCCGGCUAUUAAUACCGCGGCCGCCCAGCCCGGGUCGCGCAGCCAUGGCCAGCCCGGAGCCCCGGCGCGGCGGGGACGGCGCCGCCCAGGCCGCGAGGGAAACAAGGGCAGAGGCCACUUCUCUUCAAGAGGAGAACUCUGAAUCCCCGUACGAGGUGGGGACCUGGAACCCAGAAGUUACCCUGUCUUUGGAAGGGACCUUGACCUUAGAGGACAUUCUCUACCUGGGGGACGCAGGUGACCUUGAUGAGGCUCUGUUUGUGGAAGAGAUCGAGAAGCCUGAGGAGAUGCUGCAUAUUGAGGAGACCAGGACGCCCAGUGAGGCCCUGUAUGUGGAGGAGCCAGUGAAGCCAUAUGAGGCCCUGUAUGUGGAAGAGCCAGUCAAGCUGGAGGAGAUCCUAUAUGUGGAAGAGCCUGUGAAGCCAGGAAAGACCACAAACCCAGAGCAGAUUGUUUAUGGGGAAGAGACGGCCCCGAGCGAGGAGAAACCUAACCCGGAAGAGAGCCCCAGAGCCGGGCUGAGUCCCAGCACAGAGGGGAGCCUGAGCAUAGAGGACCUGGAAUUGCUGGAGGGGCGUUUUCAGCAGUGUGUCCAAGCCGUGGCCCAGCUGGAAGAGGAGAGGGAUCAGCUCAUCCACGAGCUUGUGUUGCUCCGGGAACCAGCCCUGCAGGAGGUGCAGCAGGUCCACAAGGACAUCCUGGCUGCCUACAAGCUGCACGCCCAGGCGGAGCUGGAGAGGGAUGGGCUGAGGGAGGAGAUCCGGCUGAUCAAGCAGAAGCUGUUCAAGGUGACCAAGGAAUGUGUGGCCUACCAAUACCAGCUGGAGUGCCGCCGGCAGGACGUGGCCCAGUUUGCCGAUUUUCGGGAAGUGCUGACUACCCGGGCAGCCCAGCUGUCGGAGGAACUAGCCCGGCUCCGGGAGGCCUAUCAGAAGCAGAAGGAGCAGUUACGGCAACAACUAGAGGCACCUCCAAGUCACAGGGACGGGCACUUUCUCCAGGAGAGCCGGCAGCUCUCUGUCCAGUUCGAGAACCUCAUGGCUGAGAGCCGCCAGGGCCUGGAAGAGGAAUACGAGCCUCAGCUGCUGCGACUCCUAGAGAGGAAAGAAGCCGCGGCCAAAGCUCUGCAGAAAACCCAGGCUGAGAUCCAGGAGAUGAAGGAGGCUCUGAGACCACUGCAAGCAGAGGCCCGGCAGCUCCACCUGCAGAACCGGAACCUGGAGGACCAGAUCACCCUUGUGAGGCAAAAACGAGACGAGGAGGUGCAGCAGUACAGGGAACAGCUGGAGGAAAUGGAAGAACGACAGAGGCAGCUAAGAAGCGGGGUGCAACUCCAGCAGCAGAAGAACAAAGAGAUGGAGCAGCUAAGGAUCAGCCUCGCUGAAGAGCUCUCAAAUUACAAGGCUAUGCUACCCAAGAGCCUGGAACAGGCUAAUGCGCCCAUUUCUGAAGCAGGUGGAAUGGAGACACAGUCUCAAGGGGCUGUUUAGAAACAUAUGGCCGAAUCUGUAACCAAGAAACAACAAAAAAUUCUUAGCAAAGGAUCACUAAGUACCCUUUGGACACACUUUUUUCUAAACAGAGAAGGGAGUGCCAGGGAUUUGGCAAGCAGUUCACUCUGGGGAAGUUACAAAUACUGGCUGACCUGUUUAAAGAGUCUAGGGCUGGCUGGAGGCAGAACACUAUCUGUCAACUCUUGGCUGGAUUCUAUUUCAUAGGCUGCUGGUACUGAUCUCAAUGCACUGAGGAAUGGAAAGAUGAGUAUCCUGUCACCCAUCAGCAACCCUCCACGUGCACAUGGAGUAAAGGAUGAAUGUAUGGACACACCCUGCAGUGUUGUAAAGAAUGUAUCUUGCCUUGUGUUGACCCAAACCAGGAAGUUUUUUGGGAAGACAGGAGUCAAAGAGGCAGCCGAUUUUCAUUGUAUUAAACAGCUGAUCCUUGAACAAUGUGGGGGUUAAUCUGCAUAUAACUUAGUUGGCCCUUGGUAUCCGAGGUUCCUCCACAUCUGUGGACUCAACCAACCAUUGUAGGUGUAGUAAUGUGGUAUUUACUAUUGAAAAAUAUCUGUGUAUAAGUGAAACUGUGCAGUUCAAACCCACGUUGUUCAAGGGUCAACUGUAUAUGGGUUUACAAUUUGAAUUCUUUCGUGCCUUGAGUGUUAACUUUAACUGAAUUCCUUUACAAAAUUUACUUUAAGUCUAUGCUAAUUAAUGCAGAUUUACUCGUGUCAAGGUAAUUUUCACUAAAAGCUCUAAAAGAACUACUGACUUACAAAAAAAGAACCUAUCCAGAUCUCCCCAAAGAUCUUGCCUCAUGAAAAUGAUUUUGAGUCAGAGUAUCUACUCAGUUAAAUUGGGUGAUUGAAGACCUGGGCAUUUUACCUGGUUAUGGCACUUGGCUUUUAAGAGCCUAUUUUUCUAACCUCUGAGUACAGGCCCCAGUGAAAAAUAUACUGGGGAGACUCAAACUCUCUAUGAGAAAAGGUCAAACACCUUUUCCAAAGUUAAAUUUUGCCUUAAAUUCUCUCCACCACACUGCCUCUGACAUUCUUGAAAGUUUAUGUAGUUCUCUAGAGACAGACCUCAAAAAGAUGUUAUUUUAUCAAAGACUAACCUGUGCACCUCUGAGUCAGUAUUUUAUGUCUUUCACUUUCUCUGGGAAGGAGUAAAGCUCUUUUCUACACUUCUGGGUCUAUUAUAUUUAAUUCUGCUCUUGGUAGUCAAAGACCAUAGAAAAUAACUGUCAUCUGAACAACUCUUCUAGAAGCCAGAGACUGGUGUUUGAUGGAUGUUAUACCUAAAUAAAACCCAUCACCGUGGGGUUAUGUAGAAAAGCAAUUUAUUCCAUUAUAAGCACUUACACAGUUAGUCAAGGAGAGUAACAGGCCUGCUGGUGAAACAGGUCACCCAAAAUAGAGAUGGUAUCAAACUAGUGGUCAAGGACUAACUCCUUUAAAAAAAAAAAAAAAAAAAAAGCAACUCUUAUCCAGGAUUAAUUUAAUUUUAAAAACAAAUACAAGCUAUCGAUUCACUCUUCUCAACUUAAGUGGACAGUCUACCUGUGGUAUAACUGUCAGGUAAAAACAUACAUCUUUACAACUUGGUGGUCCCAAGUUUUUUUUUUUUUUUUUAAACCAUUUCACAGAAAGGAAAGAAAUAAUAAUGACAACAGCUCAAGAAAUACACUAACAAGCAAAAAUAUAUGGGGAGAGAGGAACAUGUUGUUUUGACUUAACUAAAGAAACUGAGAGGAGACUGGUCUAUGUAAGAAAAUGUGUAUCCUGGAAAGUUCGGUGUGAACAUUUUAGAGUAGGAAUUUAUGACUUGAAGCUCCCGUUUCCUGAAUAAAAACGACAUCUUGUAGUAUUUA